AUGAAACAUCAAACAUUCACAUGCCUCUGUGUUCUGGCUCUAACCAUCAUAGUUUGUUCCAACACAGCAAACAGAGCAAAAGACUUGUCCAAGACAUGUAGUCAGGUGGUUUCAAAGGUGAUUCCUUGUUUGUAUUUUGCGACGGGGAAAGCACCGAAGCCGAAGAAAGAGUGUUGUGAUGCGGCCAAGAGUAUUAAGGAUACGAAUCCGGAGUGUCUGUGUUACAUCAUUCAACAGACUCAUAAGGGGAGUCCUGAAAGUAAGAGCAUGGGGAUUCAAGAGGACAAGCUUCUUCAACUUCCGGCUGUUUGUGAUGUUAAAGCCAAUAUCUCUGAUUUUCCUAGUAAGUUUUCUUUUCUUUUUUGA
Lathyrus sativus (Indian pea) is the source of this 366-nucleotide messenger RNA. NCBI's taxonomy places the organism in Eukaryota, Viridiplantae, Streptophyta, Magnoliopsida, Fabales, Fabaceae. The record is from the annotation of a GenBank genome assembly.